AUGCCGCCGUGCUCUAGGAGGGGCCAGUUCCAGCGCUCCUCGGCUGGCAGGGGAGCUCCUCUGGCGCAGGAGGACACCAAGUCCUCCCGGCCUGCCGUGCGAGACGUCUCCGAAGAGCUGAGCAGGCAGCUUGAGGACAUCUUGAACACAUACUGUGUGGAUGCCAGCCAGGAGGGUCCAGGCGACAAGGAUCGUGCACGGGUGCUCGUGGAAGCCGAGAAGGGUCGUAGCGAGGCGCCGAGGAACGGGGACCAGGAGACAGGCGGCCCCGAGAUGAAUGGGGAGAAGGAAAACACAAAAGGGACUGAAGAGUUUCGGCCCAGCGAGGAGUGUGGGGAGCGGGAUCAGAAGAAGGCUCAGGAAAAGAAGAAAGCCAAGGGCCUAGGCAAAGAAAUCACCUUGCUGAUGCAGACGCUGAACACCCUGAGCACGCCAGAGGAGAAGCUAGCAGCACUGUGCAAGAAAUACGCUGAGCUGCUGGAAGAGCACCGUAACUCCCAAAAGCAGAUGAAGAUCUUACAGAAGAAGCAGACGCAGCUGGUGCAAGAGAAGGACCACCUGCAGAGUGAGCACAGCAAGGCCAUCCUGGCCCGCAGCAAGCUGGAGAGCCUGUGCCGCGAGCUCCAGAGACACAACCGCACCCUCAAGGAGGAGGGUGUCCAGCGCGCGCGGGAGGAAGAGGAGAAGCGGAAGGAGGUGACAUCCCACUUCCAGGUGACGCUGAACGACAUCCAGCUCCAGAUGGAGCAGCACAACGAGAAGAACUCCAAGCUGCGCCAGGAGAACAUGGAGCUGGCAGAGCGGCUCAAGAAGCUCAUUGAGCAGUACGAGCUGCGGGAGGAGCACAUUGACAAGGUGUUCAAACACAAGGACCUGCAGCAGCAGCUGGUGGACGCCAAGCUCCAGCAGGCACAGGAGAUGCUGAAGGAGGCCGAGGAGAGGCACCAGCGGGAGAAGGACUUUCUGCUGAAGGAAGCUGUGGAGUCGCAGAGGAUGUGUGAGCUGAUGAAGCAGCAGGAGACCCACCUCAAGCAGCAGCUGGCUCUCUACACAGAGAAGUUUGAAGAAUUCCAGAACACCCUUUCCAAAAGCAGUGAAGUGUUCACGACAUUUAAACAGGAGAUGGAGAAGAUGACUAAGAAGAUCAAGAAGCUGGAGAAAGAGACCACGAUGUACCGCUCUCGCUGGGAGAGCAGCAACAAGGCCCUGCUGGAGAUGGCUGAAGAGAAAACCCUUCGGGACAAAGAAUUAGAGGGGCUCCAGGUGAAAAUCCAGCGCUUGGAGAAACUCUGCCGAGCCCUGCAAACGGAGCGCAACGACCUCAACAAGAAGGUGCAGGACCUGUGUGCCCACACGCCCCGGGCAGACACGGACCUGUUGGAGCCUUUGAAGGACCCAUCUCGGGAGGGCGGCGAGGCGGCGGCGGGAGCUGCUCUGGCAGAGCCGCGCCUGGCUGAGGAUUGCCUUCACUCGGGAAAGCCGGCGCACAGCCCGGAUGCUGCGGAGAGCCUGGGAGAACUGAGCACAGGAGCCGUGGGGCAGAGCGGGACUGAGGAAGGCACGCAGGGCACCUUGUCGUUGGCGGGCUGCGACUCCCCUAAAACCGAGCGCAGCUCAGGAAAGCAGCAGUGUGGAUCCGCCCUGGCCCGUGGCACCGGGACAGCCGGACGCGGCGCCGCCUUCACCGCGACUCCCGCAUCGCGUGAAAGCAACACGCGCUGA
Molecule: messenger RNA, 1722 nt
Organism: Opisthocomus hoazin
Lineage: Eukaryota; Metazoa; Chordata; Aves; Opisthocomiformes; Opisthocomidae
Source: RefSeq, a predicted model, not a curated record